Messenger RNA from Leptopilina boulardi, 768 nucleotides. Its product is annotated as ribonuclease H1-like. Lineage: Eukaryota; Metazoa; Arthropoda; Insecta; Hymenoptera; Figitidae. Bases 156 to 704 code for a protein of 182 amino acids. Gene Ontology annotation, molecular function: RNA-DNA hybrid ribonuclease activity; nucleic acid binding. Gene Ontology annotation, biological process: DNA replication, removal of RNA primer. The transcript has 5 exons. The record is from RefSeq and is a predicted model, not a curated record.
GAAAUAUUUUUUAUCCUUUUCUUAUUUCUAUAUACCUCAGAUUAAAGAACCUGGCAAUAAUCCAAUUGAAAAGCUGAGCACUCCCGCUUUGAUAUAAUUGUAUAAUUAAAAGGGACAAUUGCUACAAGAGAUUUAACGACAGAAUUGAAAUCAAAAUGUCGUACAACAAUUAUGACGAAUAUUCUUCAUCAUCAAAUGAGGAUGAAUAUGAUGAAUCAAGUGAAAAUAUAAUUGAGGACUAUGAGGUUAAAAGAGAUAAUGAUGGAUUUGUGGACAUUUAUGCCCAUGGUAUGUGUCUUUACAAUGGAACUGACGAUGCAACUGCAGCAAUUGGUGUUUGGUUCGAUGAUGAUAAUCAAUUAAACGUUUCAUCUCGUAUAAGAGGUAACCAAACAAGCAAUAGAGCAGAGAUUAAAGCCAUCACUAUUGCCUGUAGACAGGCAUUAUUGGCAAACGUGAGAAAAAUAAGAUUUCACACAAGAUCUAAUUUUGUAAAACGGUACAAUACUGAUUUAAGAAGAAAGUGGAAAGAAAAUGGAUGGAGAAAUAGAAAUGGUGAAACGCUAAAUGUAAAACAAGAACUCUUGGAAAUGGAAGAUGCCUUGAGUGAAUUCGAUAAAGUUUCAUGGAAUUAUGUUUUUUCCGACGAGAGUAAAGGAAUACAAAUGGCCAGAGAAUUAGCCAAAGAUGCGGCUUAUAAUUAAAAGUUUAAAAUAAUUUUUUCCAAAAAAAAAAUAAUGUAGGAAAACGUUUAAAAAAUAAAAAAAA